AUGCCAAAUAACCAAAACAAAGAAAUUAAUUCAAAGGUCUCCGUUAUUUCUAACCGCUCUGCUAAUUCUGCUCCUAGUAUCAACAAUGGUCAAUCAAGUAAUUUACAUUCACAACAACAUGGUCAACAUUAUCAACAAUCGCUACAAAAUGAUGAUUCAUUACAAUCUCAGCUUGAAAACUAUUCAUUAAGCGAAGGACGUAAUGGGUCAUCGAAUUCAAAACGUGAAGAUGUUGAAACUGCUGCUGCUACUACUGCUACUGCUGCUACGGCUUUGAAAACUAAUGAUAUUGCUCCUGAUUAUGAAAAUGAUGAUUAUUAUCACGAUGAUGAAAGAAUUGAUUAUACAAAUGCUUACUUGAGAGAAAACAAAAAUUCUCAAGAAAUUUUAUCAAAAUUAAAAGGUAAUAUAACUGAUUUUGAUAAAGUUCAAAAUGGAUUUUCUCAAUGGAAUUAUGAUGAUAGAAUGAUGGAUAAAUUUUCUAAAAAACAAUUUGUUUUUGAUACUUUACCUUCUUUUGAAAUGUUACAUUCUAUGCAAAAUGUUGGUCCUAAAUCUUCAUUUGAAAAUCCUGAUAAUCAUGAUUUCCCUCCAGAUUAUUUCCAUCAUAAUCAUCAUGCAAGAAAUUUGAUUUCAAAUAAUGUUACUGGUGAAUCUUCACAAAACUCUGCUCCAUCUUAUGCUUCUUCUACUUCUUCUACUGGUUAUUUUAGUUCCAUCGCUGAUGAUUCAGGUUCUUCAACUUUAAGUGCAAAUGAUAGUCGUUCUGCUUCAAUUUCUGCCCCUGAAGAUUUGAAUAAUCCUUUAAUUACUGAAGAUUUUGAAAGAAAUUUGAUUGAUAAAUCUCAUUUAUUACCAAAUUAUGAUUCUUUUGAUGUUCAAGUUGGUGUUCAUGUUACUAAAGAUGUUCCUCAUCCACAUCAAAAAAAUGAAUUAGAAUCAAUGUUGAAAGAAUAUACUUCAGGUGAUGUUGUUCAUGGGUAUGUUACACUUGAAAAUUCUUCAGAUAAACCUGUUCAUUUUCAAAUGUUUCAUGUUACAUUGGAAGGUUAUGUUUCAAUCAUUGAUCCAAUCAAGAAGAAACAAAGUAUCAAAAGAUUCUUAACAAUGGUUGAUAUGAGUGCUUCUUGGUCUUAUGGAUGUGUUUCACCAGCUGCUAAUUUACAAUAUGAAGCUUUUUCAAAAGAUGAAGAAGGUUAUAUCAUUGGUUUAAGAAAUGAUAGAAUUUUAGCACCAAAAUCAAAAUAUAAGAAAUUUUUCGCUUUUAAAAUUCCAUAUAAAUUAUUGGAUACAACUUGUCGUCAUGAACAAGAAAUUCAUACUUUAUUACCACCAAGUUUUGGUGUUGAUAGAAUUAAGAAGAAAGGUAAAUACGCUGAAAUUGAUAUUAAUCCAAUUUUAAAUUAUGGUCAUUUAGGUACAAGAGGUUCACCAAUUUUAACUCGUGAUCUUUCAGGUUCAAAUAAUUCAAUAUCUUAUAGUAUUAAUGCUAAACUUAUUGCAACACAUCCUAAAAGACCUAAGAAAUUAUGUGUUAUCAAAGAAUUUGAAUAUCAUUUACGUUUCAUUCCUUUUGGGUUUGCUGUCCCAUUAUUUUCAUCAAAAUCUGCUUUAAAUAAUUUAACUUCACAAAUUGAUCAUGGUUUUGAAAUUGCUAAUCAUGUAUUGAAAAUGAAGAAGGAAAAUUCAAAUGCUACUUUAGAAGAUGAAGAAGAAUUUAUUAGAUCUUUAAAAAAUAGACAAUUAUCAACUGUUCGUUCAAAUUCAUGUUCUAGUAUUAGUACUACUAGUGGUUCAUCAAUUAGAAAUAGUGAUGUGAAUUUCCCAUUGAGAAAUAAAAAUUUUGGUAAUGCUGAUUUCUCAAGAGUUGAAACUCAUUUACAAUAUUUAAAAAAUGAUUCAUCAAAUACAAGAUCAAGUUUUUUGAAUAGUUUAAAAUUAGGAAGUUCUAAAAAAAACACAAAUGAAUCAAAUGGGAAACAAAAUGGAUUAAUAAAUAUUUCAACAAGAAUUCCAAAAGAUGGUUUACCAUAUAUUUCACCAAAUAUGUUAAGAAAGACAAAUGAAAUUUCUAAAUUAAAUGAAAUUGGUAUUCAAAAUAUUGAUAAUUUAUCAUCAUCUUUAUCUGCAAAUGAAAAGAAAAAAUUGACAUCUUUAAAAUUAAAUUUAUCAUUUAUUCCAUCAGAUUUUAGUUCAAAUUCAAUUGAUUUACCAGAUUUAAAAAAUGUUAAAGCAUCUUUAUUAAGUUCAAAUAUUUCAUCAACUUCAUCAAUACCAUUAAAAUUAUCAGCUGAUUUCUUUACAGAAAAUGGUGCUAAAAAUAUAAAGAAUAAAUUUAAUAAAUUUUUUGAAAAUUAUAAUGAAUUAUCUGAAGAUUUCAAAAAAUUAAAUUUAGAUAUUGAUCGUUAUAUUGAACCAUCAUUAUAUCGUGAUAUGAUUGCAAUGAAAGAUCUUCAAGUUGAAAAUUCAUUAGUUGAUUCAAUAGAUUAUUCAAUUAAAUCACAAUCAAAUUGGUCAAAAAAUUCAUCACAAUCUAAUGAAUGGAUAAAGCAAGUUGAAUUAAAUUUAGAAUUAAAAAAUGAUAUUGCUGAAACAUUAGUUCCAAAUUUUCAAACUUGUUUAUUAUCAAGAGUUUAUUGUAUUAAAAUUGAAUUCAAAUUUAAAAAUGGUCAAGAUUGUGAAUUAAUUGUUCCAAUUCGUCUACGUUGUUUCAAUGAUGAUGUCAAUUGA
Molecule: messenger RNA, 2730 nt
Organism: Hansenula ciferrii
Lineage: Eukaryota; Fungi; Ascomycota; Saccharomycetes; Phaffomycetales; Wickerhamomycetaceae
Product: Ubiquitin ligase-binding protein
Exons: 1
Coding region: 1-2730 (909 amino acids)
Biological process (GO): protein polyubiquitination; protein monoubiquitination
Cellular component (GO): ubiquitin ligase complex
Molecular function (GO): ubiquitin-ubiquitin ligase activity
Source: RefSeq, a predicted model, not a curated record